Molecule: messenger RNA, 1110 nt
Organism: Alternaria atra
Lineage: Eukaryota; Fungi; Ascomycota; Dothideomycetes; Pleosporales; Pleosporaceae
Exons: 2
Coding region: 1-1110 (369 amino acids)
Source: RefSeq, a predicted model, not a curated record
AUGGAACCGAACCGUUACGAGAACCCUGCCGCGAUUCCACAUCCAGGGCAUAGCAUACCCGUGCACACAAGAUCAGAAUCGGAGCAUUUCGCUACUGGUGCUCAUGGCGAGGCGCAGAAUCACCCUCGUCUCCCACCUUCGACGAAUACCAAACAAUCCGAGGAGCUGUUGCACACUAUGAGGCCGACAAAUCGAUCGUCAGACGAUAGAUCAGACUUGGCAUUCCAGACAGCAGCCAACGAUCUCGGCAUGAAGAAUGACGGCUUCUUGGGUGAGUGGAUGGCGAUCGACCAUAGAGAUGUCCCUUCUGAUGGAUUAGGAAUAUCACACGACAUGUUCUUCCCAACCCCAGUCAUGACAGAGGUAUGGGGGGAAGAGUCUACUCCAAAUCUAUCGUGGGAUUCAGGUCAGGAGCUGCCAAAUUUUCUAUCGGAUAGACCUAUGGUUCAGGUUGAGCCAUGUGAAGCAGUAGAUGGAGCCGCGCCUGCGGGUGGAAGGCGCGAACUCGCCUUGGAGAAGAGAAUGCCAGAAACGCAUAAUGACGUCGACACGGCAAUGCCCCUCCCAAAGACAACCUCUCAGCUCAAGCCAUCCGCUCUGACUGGAGAACGUCUAGUGCAUAUUCUCAAGGCUGUUGCUGCAGCUGGCUUUGACAGUCUGGACGACGCCGUUCUUGCCUACUAUACGGAAAAUCUGAAGGACGAGGAUCAGCUUCGGCAACAGCAGAGACUGAGUCGCAUUCGACGGUUGCCUGUGCUCUUAAAGGAACUCCAUCUCGCAGCGCAAGACUGGGGUCCAUGGCAGCGGAGAGGGUUUCAUGAGCAAAUAAUCAAAAGUACGGAAGAUAUCAUCGUUACAGAGCUUCAAGAACAUCUUUCCACAGGCCGAUCCGGUCAUUGCAAGUCGAAUUGCAGCACUGAGCAGCGAUGUCAACCCUGCAAGCAAAUGGCGAUGGAUGAAACAGAUAUUGAGGCUGAGAUUCCCAACACAUGGACCUUGCUGACCUCACUCUCUUCCAAAUUUGAUGCUAUCAGUUCAAAGAAUGGGAAGGCUGAUGUGCCCAAGUUGGUGAGAAGGUUCCUGGCAACUGGAACUGAUCCACAUGCUUAA